This is a messenger RNA of Astyanax mexicanus (Mexican tetra), 836 nucleotides long. RefSeq names its product family with sequence similarity 32 member A (gene fam32a). Gene Ontology annotation, cellular component: nucleolus. The transcript has 4 exons. The record is from RefSeq and is a predicted model, not a curated record. The coding region runs from base 80 to 418 and encodes 112 amino acids. Lineage: Eukaryota; Metazoa; Chordata; Actinopteri; Characiformes; Acestrorhamphidae.
ACUGUUAUAACAGGCGGAAGUUGGUGAUCUCUGUAUAAACCGGCUGUGGUUCAGUCCUCAGUGCUGCUGUUUGGGGAAGAUGGCUGAAUACUCUGCGGUUCAGAAAGGUUCACUCAAGCUUAAAGGAGUUGGAGCCGUUUCAGCGGGGAAAAAGAAAAAGAAGAAGGACAAGGAGAGAAAGCAUCUGGAGGAGCAAGUGCUGACUGCUCAAAAUGAAGAAGAGGAGACCAAGAAAGUUUAUGUUGACAAAAGGACACCAGCCCAGUUAGCCUUCGACAAAAUACAGGAGAAAAGACAAAUGGAACGGAUUUUGAACAAAGCCUCCAAAACACACAAGCGGAGAGUUGAGGAGUUCAACAGACAUCUGGACACACUGACAGAGCAUUACGACAUUCCUAAAGUCAGCUGGACAAAAUAACGAGGAUCUCAUGAUGAUGAACAUCAGUGUGACGGUGGAUUUCAACCACAGAUGCCAUUUUAUUGUUGCUUCUUUUUUUUUUUGUUUUAUUAAACAAUCCCCCCCCCCCACAUCUGUGAAGUGUUUAUUGACUUUGCCACAUGUCUGCCGAUGCUCAUAUACACCAUGUUUCAUGUAUCACCAUGUACCAUUUGUUGUACUCUCUGCUUUAACUUGGUAGAAGGGCAUCCAUCGUGAUCAGUUUCUGAUUUGAAUUUGGGAAGAAGUUUGGAAGGAGUGUUAUGAUUAUUGUUUUCUAAGUUUCUCUAAAAAUGCCUGAUUCAUUGUACAUUUUUCACUUUACAAUUGCUAUUAGAGUUUUUGGAUGUAAAAUGUAAUAUUUAUACUUGCAGACUAAUAAACUGUAGUACCACACAGA